UUUUUCUGGCUCCUUCCACUCAGAGUCUCUUAAACUGUGAAGGGGCCCAGGAGUUAGUCCCAGGACAGGUGGAAGGGUUGAGAAUCGCGAACGACGACCCCCAGGCCCUGCUGACUCUGGUCCUAAGGAACCUCGCGGUCUCACCCUUCCUCUCCGGCUGACUAGAGGCUUUUCACAGCGAGCCUUGUUGCUUUUGGGUAAUAGCACCGGACCUAAUACUAUUCAUUUGCCAGUUUUCUGUGUUAAAGUCGGCGGCAUAUGAGGUCAGUCACGAGUAGUUCUGUGACCCAAUUUAGCAGGGCUGGGCACACAUAUGCAGUUUUCUGUACGAUGAGCGACCUCUCCUGGCUCCAGGCUGCAGACACAGGGUUCUCAUGAAAAAAACCCUCCUGAAUUUUCCUGGCGAACUCUUAUCCUUUAAUACGUAUGCAGGUGACUUCUCAUCACUUAUUGCCAUAAUGCACUUUAAAGUUAGAGGCAGAGAUGGAGAUUAAAGAGUGCGCUUGUCUUUAUGUAUGGAAGAGUUGAAUCAUUAUGUUGUACCCCGGAAACUAAUAAUAACAAUGUAUGUUAACUAACUGGAAGCAAAAUAAAUACUUCUAAAAAAAGUUAGAAACAGAUAUUGGGAGCUGGUAGAGUAGAAGUGGAAUCUCUGAUUACAAAUUGUCAUUGAUUUUUUUUUUAAUUUUUAAAAGACUGGUACCCCUCUCUCAGCCAAAGACACAGAUACGGUCGUGUGCACACACAAACUGCUAUUUUAAGGCAGUGUUUUGGGUUUUUCUUUGUACUCACAGCACCUUAUCCUUUUCCUGAUACUUAGGUGUUUACUGGAUAAGCAAGGCAUAGCCUGUCCACGUGGAGAGUAACCAGGAAAUGCUCCAAUUGAAACCCAGUUCCAAAUGAUUUCAUUGCUGGGUCUGUACGCUUUGGAUCCUCAUGCCAAUGUCAGGGUCCAGACCAUGGUUGGAACAAUGAAGAGUGAGGACCAGAAAAUUCCUGAAAUAAAUGAGCAAAUAAAAGAAAAAAAGAUGUCACUGAUGUCUGAGCUACACCCUCUUCCUCACCUGGAUCUAGAGAAAUGACUGCCCUAACAGAAGAGUGAAUGGGCUAGUGAAACAAGCCACUUUAAACUUUUAUUGAGCAUCAACUUUUUGCAGCUCUUGUACUGGAUGCUGGGAUUACAGCUAUUGGCCAUAUAGUGUCUGCUCUUCAGGAGCUCAAGAUCAAGUCAGUUGUGCUCUGGAGCUUUGGUGAAAAUGAACUAGUUAAUGGGGGAGAUCCUUUUCAUUUGUAACUUGCAACUGUCCAUGACCAUGACUGACUCUCAAAGGCCCAGACAAAAGGGCACCUUAGGGUUGCUGGGGGAGAGGGCUUGUGUUCACCAAGGGAAGGCUGGAUGGAGAGCAUUUGAAGACCUAUCAGCCUGUCACCUGUGCAGAGAAGGUGUCCUUUCCAGCCUCACUAAGGGUGCCUUGUUUGCUGUGAAAAACAGACAUGUGUAUGCAGGCGAGGCUCUAUUUUGGAGACAUUGCAAGGCUAUAACUGCAGACUGCAAUCCUCUGCCUGAAUCCAAGACAGACCAGGACAAGCUCAACGUGGAAAGAGGAGCCUUCUUUGUCUUCACUCUCAGAGAGAGAACGAGAUACAGUUCUGGAGCCAUGGACUUUAUACCAAAGUGCCUCAUAUGGGAAAGGAGAAAGAAAAAUCUCAAGAGCCAACAAGGUGACCAGUCAGACCUUCGUUCCACUAUGUCACUGUUCAACCAAACUAUUCAUAACCAUCAGACCUUUACCCUGACUGGGAUUCCAGGAAUGCCAGAGAAAGACUUCUGGAUGGCCUUGCCCCUCUGCCUUCUUUACAGUACCACAUUCCUAGGUAAUUUCAUUAUCCUUGUUGUCAUAAAGGUUGAGCGAAGUCUCCAUGAACCCAUGUAUUAUUUUCUGGCUAUGCUAGCUGCCACUGACCUUAGCCUUUCAUUAUCUUCCAUGCCCACCAUGAUAAGUGUUCACUUGUUUGACUGGCGCUCAGUAACCCUUGAUGUCUGCAUCACUCAGAUGUUCUUUAUCCACAACUUUGGAGGAGUGGAAUCAGGUGUUCUGGUCGCCAUGGCCUUUGAUCGCUUUGUGGCUAUUCGCUUCCCUUUGCGCUAUGCUACCAUUCUCACUCAUGGAGUCAUCAUCAAAAUUGGAGCAGCAGUCCUGCUACGGAGUGUGAGUGUAGUGCUCCCUGUGCCUUUCCUCAUCAAAAGGCUACCUUUCUGCCGCUCCAAUGUCCUUUCCCACGCAUACUGCCUCCAUCAGGAUGCCAUGAGGCUUGCCUGUGCUGACACCCGUGUCAAUAGCAUCUAUGGUCUGCUGGCUGUGAUCUUCACCAUUGUACUAGAUGCCUUGAUCCUUUUGAUUUCUUACUUUCUAAUCCUCCAGGAAGUACUGGGCAUUGCUUCCAGAGAAGAGAGACUUAAGGCUCUUAAUACCUGCUUCUCUCAUAUCUGUGCAGUACUGCUCUUCUAUGUGCCUCUCAUUGGCAUGACUCUGAUUCACCGCUUUGGGAAGCAUUUGUCACCAAUAAUACACACACUUAUGGCCAAUAUCUACCUGCUGCUCCCUCCUCUGCUCAAUCCUGUUGUGUACAGUGUUAGGACCAAGCAGAUCCGGCAGCGGAUUGUCCGAGCAUUCUGUGGGAACAGGAUUGGCCAUUAAUGGCAUCUAUGAGUUCUGUGCAAAUGCAGUCAAGUCAGGGAAGGGUAUCCAAUGCGGUACUGUCCAAUAGAAUUUCCUGCAGUGAUGGAAAUCUCUGUUAUUUAAUGCAUAACCACUAGCCACACAUAGCUAUUGAGCAUUUGAAACUUUGAUAGUACAACCAAGGAACUGAAUUUGUUACUUUUAUUUAAUUUUAAUUAAUUGAAAUAUAAAUGCAAAUGGUCACAUGUAGCUAGUAGCUACUGUAUUGAACAGUACAAAUAUAAUGAGUUAUCAUAUGCCCUUGCAUAAUGGUUUUGAUGAAAGCAAUAAUUUAUCUUAAGUAACCUGAUAAAAAUAUGCAUUUUCCUUUCUUAAAAUGGUAUAUAACAGCUUACCAACAUUCUGAAAAGUUUUAUUUCUUUAAGUAAUCUCUAUACCCCAUGUGGGGCUUGAACUCACAACCCUGUGAUCAAGAGUCACAUGCUCUUCUGACUGAGCCAGCCAAUCACUCCACAGCUUAUGAACAUUUAUAUAAAAUAAAUGUAUAAAUAAAUAAUACUAAAUAAAUUUACUAUCGGUUUUAAUAAA
Acinonyx jubatus (cheetah) is the source of this 3269-nucleotide messenger RNA. Its product is annotated as olfactory receptor 51H1-like. The transcript has 4 exons. Gene Ontology annotation, molecular function: olfactory receptor activity; G protein-coupled receptor activity. Bases 1269 to 2699 code for a protein of 476 amino acids. Lineage: Eukaryota; Metazoa; Chordata; Mammalia; Carnivora; Felidae. Gene Ontology annotation, biological process: G protein-coupled receptor signaling pathway. Gene Ontology annotation, cellular component: membrane. The record is from RefSeq and is a predicted model, not a curated record.